Molecule: messenger RNA, 1673 nt
Organism: Rattus rattus (black rat)
Lineage: Eukaryota; Metazoa; Chordata; Mammalia; Rodentia; Muridae
Gene: Stard5
Product: StAR related lipid transfer domain containing 5
Exons: 6
Coding region: 74-715 (213 amino acids)
Molecular function (GO): lipid binding
Source: RefSeq, a predicted model, not a curated record
GGCUCCGCCCAAGGCCCAGUUUUCCGUCCAGCAGAACCUGUGCGGCACAGCUGGGACCCUGCACCGUGGCAUAAUGGAUCUGUCCUGGGCCACGCAAGAGAGUGAGGCGGUGGCAGAGAAGGUGCUCCGGUACCGGCGGGACGCGUCGGGCUGGAAGAAGUGCCGGGAAGGCAAUGGAGUUUCAAUUUCCUGGAGGCCAUCUGAGGAGUUUCCAGGGAAUCUGUACCGGGGAGAAGGGAUUCUGUGUGGGACACCAGAAGAGGUGUGGGAUUGUGUAAAGCCAGUUGCUGGGGGUCUUCGGGAGAAGUGGGAUGACAAUGUGAACAGCUUUGAAAUUGUCCAAAGCAUCACGGAUACGCUGUGUGUGAGCAGAACCUCCACGCCCUCAGCUGCCAUGAAGCUGAUUUCGCCCAGGGACUUUGUGGACUUGGUGCUAGUGAAAAAGUAUGAGGAUGGCACCAUCAGCUCCAAUGCUACCCACGUGGAGCAUCCAUUGUGUCCGCCAAAGCCCGGUUUUGUGAGAGGAUUUAACCAUCCAUGUGGGUGCUUCUGUGAACCACUGCCAGGGGAGCCCAACAAAACCCACCUGGUCACAUUCUUCCAGACAGACCUGAAUGGCUACCUUCCUCAGAGUGUGGUGGACUCCUUCUUCCCUCGCAGCAUGGCUGAGUUCUACCCCAACCUUCAGAAGGCCGUGAGGAAGUUCCAUCACUGACAGCCGCCUAUUGGCAUGGAAUGCCGAUGGUCCUUCAGGAACUCCAGCUGUUAAGCCUCAAAGAAUACGGAAGAGCUGCUGUGGCCUUUGAGAUGCCAUAGUAAACAGCAAAUCUCAGGGUACCCUUUUGGAAGAGCAGCCCAUCGCCCCACUCCACCCUCCUUCCUCUUGGGCUUGGUGUGGAUGGACCUGUCCAUCAGCUUGGUGUGGUGUUCACAAAUACCUGACAGGCCAGGGAAGGCCCUGCUGUGGCCGUCUGAGAGAUGGCUCAAGUACUCUGUGAUUCCUGUGGCCCAGAGCCCUGUGUGCUGGCUGCUGUCACACACCUUGUCCCUGUGCUGGUCUUAAAGAAUCAUUAUCCAUCGUGGUCACUACGUCCUGUUCCUCUGGCAUCUGGAGUUCCCAGAUUCCUCUGUCCCUUUCCUGACAUGCUUUUGUAUACACAUUUUUAGCACAAGACUUUCCCCCUUUACAAAGGUGUCAACUUGAAAAAUGUUUUAAACCACAGGAUAGCACUUUCAAUCUAACUUUUGUGGUAUCUUCCAUCAGAAUCAUCUUUUCCUAUCUGUUUUUUCCCUUCACGGGUUAAGGUUCACAUCCCCAUGAAACCAGUUUAAAUCUGCCUCAGGACAAUUUGUAUCUUUGGGAAGGAAUUUGUGUCCUUGAGGCCCAUGUGAGUGAUUCUAAGUGGGGCCAGCUGCUCCUGUGUGCAUGCUGGACUCUGGGGAGGAGAGCCCCCUGGCAUACACCUCACUUUGCCCUCAGUCAUGGUGAGGCAAGGGUGCUGGAGUUUCCUCACCCCAGCAGGCUUUGCUGUCAUUAGGAAGGAGGGAAGAAAGUCUCCUGUGCUGAGACAUAGCAUACUAUAUGCCUAUUGUAUCUGACAGUGACUACAAAGCCUUUAGGAACAAAGGGUGUCUUCUUAACUUUCCAAAUAAAUCUAGAGUCUUGCUUUUCA